AUGAAGGAUCAAAUGUUGGAGGCCCAAAGGAAUAUGAUGGCUGAAAUGGCUCAGUUGCUGAAAGGGGCAACUGAUAAAGGAAAGGCCCCUAUGACUAUCACUGAAGAGGAUAACAAGGAUCAUCCUCCGGGAGAUAAUCUUACCAAUCCAGUCAUCCCUGAUUUAAAUGUGGCUGAGAAGGAAGAUAUGAGACUCGAAUUAUCAAGACAAUUAGAGGAACGUUGCAGAUGGUUAGACGAGAAAUUUAAGGCAUUAGAAAAUGCUGAUAAUCGUCAAGGCAUUGAUGCUAAGGACUUGAUUUUGGUCCCAGAUUUGGUGCUCCCUCAUAAAUUCAAGAUGCCAGAAUUUGAGAAGUACAAUGGAACUACUUGCCCUGAGGCCCAUAUCACCAUAUUCUGUAGGCGGGUGACUGGCUAUAACAUAGAAAAGAAGCCUAAUGAGAGCUUUAGGCAAUAUACACAAAGAUGGAGGGAGGUUGCCAUGCAAGUUCAACCACCGCUUUUGGAGAAAGAGACUACCAUGCUGUUCAUUAACACCUUGAAGGCCCCAUUCAUUACUCAUAUGAUCGAAAGUACCACCAAAAGCUUUGUUGAUAUAGUUAUGGCAGGAGAAAUGAUUGAGAAUGCCAUAAAGGGUGGCAAAAUAGAGGGGGAAACGGCUAAAAGAUCGGCCACAAGAAGGAAAGAUAAUGAGGUGAACAAUACGAAUAGUUAUAAUUCAAAAACGAUUACGGUUAGUCAGCCUAGAGAAACUACAGUUGGGCAACAGGAUUCUCAUAAGCAGGGAUCUGGUUUGAGACAAAAUUCCGAGAAGGUCUCAUUUACGCCUAUCCCGGUGACGUAUCGGGAUCUUUAUCAAAGUUUAUUUAAUGCGCAUGCAAUAGCUCCUUUUCAUUUGAAACCACUACAACCUCCAUAUCCCAAAUGGUACGAUGCAAAAGCCAAAUGUGAAUACCAUGCAGGGAUAUCGAAGCAUUUGAUCGAAAAUUGCACUGGCUUUAAAAAAGCAGUGGAAAGACUUAUCAAGAUGGGGGUUGUAAAAUUUGACGAUACCCCUAGUGAUGAGAACCCGUUGCCAAAUCAUGGCGAUCAAGGGGUAAACGCAAUUGGUGAUACUGGUAUGAGGAGGAUUAAAGAGGACGUGGCUGAGAGGGAAAUAAACUACUGUGAGUUCAAUGCAGAAAAGGGACACGAGAUCCAGGAAUGUGAGGAGUUUAAGGCUUUGAUACAAAGCCUUAUGGAUAAUAAGGAGCUGGAAUUCUAUGAAGCUGGCUCAGAUGAGGGACAUAUAUGCACAUUAGAGGGUGGACCAAAGAAUCAAAGAGUCAACCAGCCAAGGAUCAUUAUUUCUCUACCAAGGAAUAAUGAAGUUGAAACACAAACAAAAGAGGAUAUAGCUAGUGCUUCUAAGGAGGUUCAAGAUGAGGGUUCUUACACACGUAGUGGGAAGCGUUAUGAUGUAGAAGGCGUCAGAGUUGAGCCCGCGAAAGCAAAAGCCUUUAACAAAGGAAAAGGGACUGAAACACCGGUUAAUGAGCCAGUGAAGGAAGAAGAAGCCAAAGAAUUUCUAAAAUUCUUAAAACACAGUGAGUACAGCAUGGUUGAACAAUUGCGCAAACAACCCGCUUGCAUAUCAGUGUUGGCUUUGGUUCUAAGUUCAGAGUUGGAUCGUUUGGUUAGUAACAUAAGUGCUGACAAUUUCAUCUAUUUCAAUGAUGAUGAAAUCCCACCUGGUGGCAUGGGAUCAACUAAAGCUUUACACAUCACCACUCGCUGUAAGGGGUAUACAUUGCCGAGUGUGCUUAUUGAUAAUGGAUCAGCCUUAAAUGUCUUACCAUUAUCCACAUUGAAUAGAUUACCCAUAGAUAAUUCUCACAUGAAAACAUGCCAUAAUGUAGUGAGAGCAUUCGUUGGUACGGAGAGAAAGGUCAUGGGAAGAAUUGAUAUUCCUUUGAUGAUUGGGCCAAACUCUUAUAAGGUGGACUUUUUAGUGAUAGACAUCAAGCCCUCUUAUAAUUGCUUGUUAGGGAGGCCUUGGAUACAUUCCGCAAGAGCGGUGCCCUCAUCUUUGCACCAGAAAUUGAAGUUAGUAGUAGAUGGACGGCUGGUCACCAUAAAUGCGGAGGAAGACAUUAUAUCGACAGUUACCAAUGACGUACCCUAUGUAGAAUCAAACAAGGAGGCUCUUGAGUGCUCUUUUCGUUCAUUAGAAUUCGUUAAUGCAACAUUCAUUUCAGAGGGGAAUGAGGUGCCGGUGCCCAGGAUAUCCAGAACCACAAGAAUGGGUUUAUAG
Gossypium arboreum is the source of this 2292-nucleotide messenger RNA. RefSeq lists its product as uncharacterized. NCBI's taxonomy places the organism in Eukaryota, Viridiplantae, Streptophyta, Magnoliopsida, Malvales, Malvaceae. Bases 1 to 2292 code for a protein of 763 amino acids. The transcript has 6 exons. The record is from RefSeq and is a predicted model, not a curated record.